UCAGUUGGUGCUGUGCCUCAGCGAUGGAUACACAGAAGAAGACGCCAGUGCGCAAAUUCAAGAAACCAAAGUUCCCUCGGAUCGAGGAAGAUCGUUGGUGUGAGUUGCCCGACCUGGUGUUGGAAAGGAUAUUCUCGUAUCUCAACGCUGAACAGAAGUAUUACGCUUCGCUGACAUGCUCCUCGUGGAACAGGGGGUUCUACCUGUCACAAGCAUGGGCCACAUUUGUGUUCCGAGACACAACCCUUACUCGUCGCAAGUUCAAUUAUUACUCAGGCUGGCAGUACAUCUUGGAUCACAUACGGACCCAACAGUGUCUCAGCAGCAUCGGAAUGCACAUACGAGUGUUGGUCUUCUCUCCGAUGAUCAACUUCUACAACCUGUAUGAGUUCAUGAACAUGUUGUCGUACUACGCAGAACAUCAGGGGAGGGAUCGUCGUACUGUCAAGGGCGUAGGGUCCCUGAUCCAUACUCUGAAGUACACUUUUCCCUGCAACAUGAACCCAAGAGAGGAAGAUCACCAGAGAAACAGAAGACUUUACGGGACCGGAGGCAAACUACUAGAGGCUUUGAAGCGGCUGAUGGGAAAUCUGUCGUCGCUGCGUAACCUAGAACUGAUCGACCUGAUGUUGGACCACCACGAGGCGUUGUAUCUGCUGGACCAAGUGUGUUGCAACCAGACUGAGACUCUCAAAAGACUGAAACUGAUCAACCCUACCAAGACUGCUUGUCAACUGCUGCAUGUGGGGGUGUUCUUGAACCUACAGGUGCUAGAGAUUAGUCCGCAGAACUUGGGAGCAGAAGUGAUCUACUUGCUAGGAGAGAUUCGACUGAGGCAUCUUCACAUCCUGCAAAACCGUUACACUCCGCUGGACGUGACAGCUGUGGGGAGCAAGUGUUGGAGGGAUUGUGCCAAGCGCAACCCAGGACUGAAGGUACAUCUAAGGGUGGAAAGCACUAGAGAGCGACAUUUGCUGUGGCAAGAAGGAGCUCCUGUACACACAGUGUUGUACUCCAGUCCUCAGUGUAAGUUGCAGACUGACGUGGUUACGCGAGCCAUAGACCUUUACCAAGAGAAGUUAUGUGUCUUUGGUCACAUUGGCCUACCUAGAUUCCAUCAGCCUAAGAGCUUCAAUGACCGCAUCGACCCGUUUUUACUGAUGCUUUGUCGAGCCUGCCCGAAACUUCACACUCUGGUAGUAAGAGAGAGGAUAUCAACCAGUACAGUACUGCUGUUAGCUGACGUAGGCAAGAACCUGCGUCAUCUGUAUAUCAGACGCAACGCAGUCAUACUGCGUUGUGAUUGGCCACGCAACCCUGAGUGGUCACCUGGGUUCUACGAGUGGCUGCGUAUGUCUUCACGCUCAUACGAGGACACAGAACGUGAAGUGUCCCAGAGGUUUGGACACUCGUGGCACAUGCUGUCUGACAAAGAGUUCACCCGGCUCUCCGUCGGAAGACUCGUCUACGACUGAUGUAAUGUGAUAUUUACUGAGUUAAGGUGCCCAACUUUACUAAGCUGUUAUAUUUAUUUAUUACGAUAUAUGUAUAACGUCUACUUUAAAUUACUACCUAACCAAUUUUCAUGAUUGAGAUGUCUUUGUUCAAGGUGCCUUUAAGCAUUGACGUUUCGAUACUGAAUUAUACAUCCUAUCUACAUGGAGGAUAUGUCGCCAAUUUUUUUUACUAAAAAGUAAAAACACUGUAGUUGAAUGAUUCAGUCACAGAAUGAGCUGCUGUCUAAAAUUCUAUGUUCUACCUUGUCUGUUCUACUAAAAUAGUUACGAGGCAGAAAAUGUGU
This is a messenger RNA of Macrosteles quadrilineatus (aster leafhopper), 1801 nucleotides long. RefSeq lists its product as uncharacterized. Lineage: Eukaryota; Metazoa; Arthropoda; Insecta; Hemiptera; Cicadellidae. Gene Ontology annotation, molecular function: protein binding. The record is from RefSeq and is a predicted model, not a curated record. Bases 24 to 1475 code for a protein of 483 amino acids. The transcript has 10 exons.